This is a messenger RNA of Aphis gossypii (cotton aphid), 1404 nucleotides long. RefSeq lists its product as uncharacterized. Lineage: Eukaryota; Metazoa; Arthropoda; Insecta; Hemiptera; Aphididae. The record is from RefSeq and is a predicted model, not a curated record. The coding region runs from base 154 to 930 and encodes 258 amino acids. The transcript is spliced from 4 exons.
AGCCGGUUACUCGAUCAGUCGCAGUAAAAAACGAACCGUCAACGUGAUCGCUGUAUAGUGUUUUUAUACUUACUAUUUGUUAUACAUACCGGCCACUGAGCAUGUGAUGUUUUCUUACUCUAACGGUUAUUAUUAAAACAAAAUAUAUUUAAAAUGUUCAAAAUGAUUUGUCGGAAUCUAUUUUCUGUUUUUGUGUGUUCUGUUAUAAUAAGUUCAUCAGUGUCGGCCUCCAGGAUAAUAACAGAAUCACAUAGAAAUGCACGCUUGAAGAGAGUAAGUCCAGAAAAUACUGCUGCGUACGGUUACCGCACGCAGGACCGGAGGGACUCGUCCGCGGACGGCCAACACUUCUUGCCGGCGUUCGGGCCGCUGUUCAGCCAACUCGGCCACCACUCCCGUCCACCGAGGCUGUACCAGGAGGCCGACUAUCUGCCCGAGCUGUCGCCGUUCCUGCAGACGGCCGCGGCGUCCAACCAGGAGAACGCCAUGCUGGGUUCCGGCAACUUUGGCGUCAUACCCGGCGGCACUUAUUACGCGGCCGGCGAGACGGCGUCCGCUUCCGACCCGUACCUGUACGAUGGCAACAGCCACGGACGACCGCACCGGUACGUUCAGGGGCACCGAAUAAAUGCCAUUAAUAGAUUUUCUGGAAAUCCUAGACCAUCAGCAUUCCGUGAUCCAGAAGACUUUUUCGCAGGGUUCCGAGACUUUGCAGAUAUCACAGCUCCGACCAAGUCAUCGUUCUCACAAUACCAUAUGGUAUAUGCCCCAGUGGAGGAUGUACCGUCCAGCGAAGAAAAGAUUAAGUCAAAAAAGAAGAGAAAAUUAAACAAACAUUUAGAGAACGAAAAUGAUAAAACAAUUAAAGCUAAAAGGAAAAUGCAUGCGGGUGAAAAGGAAUUAUACGAACCUAUGAUUGCACUAAGUUAAAAAGUAUAAUACAAGCAAGAGUUGUUAAGAUGUUAUUAUUGUUAUUAAUACUUCGAAGUACAAAAUAUGGGAAUUUUUUUUAUUGACUACCUAUAGAGCGAUACAAAAAUAAGUGCUCUAACUAGCAAAGUUCGUGAGUUCGAUAUUUCCAUCACAUGGUUUUGUCAUUUAAAAUAUUUAAUUUAACAAAUAGAUCCAUCAAAAAAACAUUGUUUUCCAAUGUACUAUUGUACUAUACUAUUAUACUAUAUGUUAAUAUUACGUUUAAUGUUAUUACUUAUAUAUUAAUAAAAAUAUAUUAUUAUAAUUAUGACGUGUUAGUAAUAAGUCAUAUUCAAUUUAAAACGAAUAUAUAUUGUUUUUAUACUUAGUUAUUAUUUUAUUACUGUAUAAACGUACCAAAUACCUAGUUGUAUACUAUUUUGUACUAAUGUAUAAUGUAUAAUGACUUGUAAAUAUAUAUUUUUAAAUAAA